This is a messenger RNA of Tachysurus vachellii, 1509 nucleotides long. It is a transcript of the gene gabrr1, whose product is annotated as gamma-aminobutyric acid type A receptor subunit rho1. Gene Ontology annotation, molecular function: GABA-A receptor activity; neurotransmitter receptor activity; extracellular ligand-gated monoatomic ion channel activity. NCBI's taxonomy places the organism in Eukaryota, Metazoa, Chordata, Actinopteri, Siluriformes, Bagridae. The coding region runs from base 1 to 1425 and encodes 474 amino acids. The record is from RefSeq and is a predicted model, not a curated record. Gene Ontology annotation, biological process: monoatomic ion transmembrane transport; signal transduction; chemical synaptic transmission. Gene Ontology annotation, cellular component: GABA-A receptor complex; synapse; membrane. The transcript is spliced from 10 exons.
AUGCGCGCGGACCUGCUCGCGCUGCUGUGUGUGGUGAUGCUGGGCGCGUGCGGCACACAGGUUCUAACCAGGGGACUGAAACUUCACACCUGCAGGAAGCUCAGAUCCCGGAGAGAUGCUACAAGACCAGAGGGACGAUUGCACAAAUCUGGAAGUCUCGUCCUGAAAAGGAGCCCCGACAUCACCAAGGGCUCGGUGCCGAAAUCGGAGCACGUCCUCCGCAUAGAUGACCACGAUUUCACAAUGCGGCCUGGAUUUGGAGGCCCGGCUGUUCCUGUGGGUGUGGACGUGCAGGUUGAAAGCUUGGACACCAUCUCUGAAGUGGAUAUGGACUUCACCAUGACUCUGUACCUGAGGCACUAUUGGAAAGAUGAGCGCCUGUCCUUCUCAGGCAAGACCAACCAGAGCAUGACUUUCGACAGCCGGUUAGUGAAGAAGAUCUGGGUUCCUGACAUGUUCUUCGUUCACUCCAAACGCUCCUUCAUCCACGACACGACGACGGACAACGUCAUGCUCAGGGUCUAUCCGGACGGCAAAGUGCUCUACAGCGUCAGGGUCACCGUUACAGCUAUGUGUAACAUGGACCUCAGCCACUUUCCUCUUGAUACUCAGACUUGUUCAUUGGAGAUCGAAAGCUACGCGUACACGGACGACGAUCUGAUGCUCUACUGGAAGAAAGGGAACGACUCUCUGAAGACGGAUGACAAGAUUUCACUCUCUCAGUUCCUCAUUCAGGAGUUUCACACUACCUCAAAACUGGCCUUCUACAGCAGCACAGGUUGGUACAACCGUCUGUACAUCAACUUCACCCUGAGACGUCACAUUUUCUUCUUCCUGCUUCAGACCUACUUUCCUGCUACUCUGAUGGUCAUGCUGUCCUGGGUGUCCUUCUGGAUCGACCGGCGCGCUGUCCCUGCCAGAGUUCCUCUCGGCAUCACCACGGUGCUCACCAUGUCCACCAUCAUCACAGGCGUAAAUGCGUCCAUGCCCCGAGUGUCCUACAUCAAAGCCGUAGACAUCUACCUGUGGGUCAGCUUCGUCUUCGUCUUCCUUUCUGUCAUCGAGUACGCAGCGGUUAACUAUCUGUCCACUCUGCAGGAACGCAGAGAGAGGAAGCUCAGAGAGAAGCUGCCGUGCACGUGCGGGAUGUCUCAUGCAGGACACGUGAUGAUGAGCAGCAGCUACAGCGAGAUGGACAACAUGACUACGGGUCAUUACGGUGUGUCUGAGGUGAAUGGAGACAAGAGAGAGCACAUGCUGGUGCAGUUGGCAAUGGACAAGGAGCAGGGCGCUCACGGCCCAGCCGGAAAGUCUCGCGCCUACGGCGUCUGGAUCGACACUCACGCCAUAGACAAGUACUCACGUGUGAUCUUCCCUGGAGCUUACACAGUCUUCAAUAUCAUAUACUGGUCCAUUUAUUCCUAACAGCAGCUGCCGCUCACCUGCUUCAUCCAGACAGUGUUUUCAUGAUGAAGAUAUUUCCUGAUUAUUUUCUUGAUAACCUGGUCA